This is a messenger RNA of Alternaria alternata, 1344 nucleotides long. RefSeq lists its product as hypothetical. The coding region runs from base 1 to 1344 and encodes 447 amino acids. The transcript has a single exon. Lineage: Eukaryota; Fungi; Ascomycota; Dothideomycetes; Pleosporales; Pleosporaceae. The record is from RefSeq and is a predicted model, not a curated record.
AUGUCAACACAUUUUCGCCCGCGUCCGCCUACUUCAGGACCUCCAAGCCCUACUCGUCCAUCAACAGCACGCUCUACGAUUCGCGCGAUCUCUCCAUCACCGCCGCCGAGUUUGAGUGACGCACUGCGACUGGAUCUAGCAAGCACUGGCACGCCGAAUUUCGAUCACCAAAUUACACCUGAGAGUGCAAGAGAGCGGCCUAAGAGUGAUGGUUUUAAUCAAACAUACAUGUAUGGUUUCGGCGAACAAGAGACAGAAUUUACAAACUAUGUCGCAACCGCGGAAAACGGCAACUUCGGCAGCUCUCCUGCAGAUAUCACUGCCAACGUGACUACCAAAAGAGGUGGCAGUGUAAUGGAAAGGCAAUCGCCAGUGAAGCGCACUUCGAGGUUGAGUAGUCCCAAGAAGCGGCCGUAUAGCACACCAACGGAGCUAUCCUUGCAUCGCCUGUCGCCAUCACAUGGCCACGAUCGAGAACAGGGUGCGAGUCCACAUCAAAAGCAGGUUCAAGUCGAGAGCGACAGCGACGCAAAUUGGGAUUGCCCAGAUACACCCACUCCUAUGACAAAUUCCCAGAAGCGCUCGGCAUAUCUCCCACUCGGCAACCCAACGCCUUGCCCCAACUCCAAACGCUCUUCUAAACCAAAGUCGAGAUCAAAUCCUCCCAUUCUCACUUCUACUAUCUCAAACCCAACACCAAAGCUCGAGUUUUUCGAAUCGUUCGACAAUCAAUCACCCUAUCAUUCUAGAUAUUUCGAUAUCGUUCAUCCGCAAACGUAUUCUAGAGAAGAAGAGACGCUCAGAGAGUUUUACGCUCAUGCCGAACGUAAGAAGAUGCGCGAAGCUAUGGAGACAAGAGCAAGGCCAAUGGAGAGAAGGCCACUCAUGUCUCAGCCUGGCUAUGUGUCGUCAACAAAUGACGGUGCGGCGAUGCAGCGACCAGAACGGGAGCACGGUAUUCACCCACGAAUGCAUCUAGCACCGCGACAGCACGCCGUGGAUGCACCUUUGCGGGACAAUGUAAUAGGGCCGGCCUCCAAUGUGCAGCGACAGGUAUCCAUAUCCGAGGACUCCCACCUCUCUGGGGGCACAGCGUCCAGCAAGCAAUCUGUGUUCAGUACGCCUGGAAGAGACGAGAUGGAGAGAAAAAAGGCGCUUGUCGAGGAUGACGAAGGUCCGUUUGCUAAAGCGAUAAGCAUGGCCGAUCUGGAUGAGCGACGCAGGGUAGUGAGUGAGCAGCGUGCGGGAGACGAUCGAAGGGCUGCAAUCUUGGAGGCAGAGAGUAGUCAAAAGAAGAGAAAAGAUAGGGCUUGCGGAUUGGGAGUGGGAUGCAAUGUGAUGUAA